CUAUUUCAAAUUGUCUUCGACCUCCAUUCAUCCUUAAACCUUCUUCUUGCCGUUUACUCGGUUCUAACACCAUAUUUUACAGAAAUAUAUAUCAUUAAUAUUAUCAUAUUAGUCCAAAAAGGCUUUGAAUAAGCCUAAUAAGAGUGCUAUCAUUUAUUUCCCACUUGUAAUAUUACAACUGUAAAAAUGGCGUUAAAAUCGUCAGUGCUUUUAAAUGGGCUUUUUGCAAGACUUUCCCGGCGAAACUUUUCAACAUCAAAGACAUUAUCAGCGAACAUGGUCCCUGUUCGUGAUGCUUUAAAACAGGCAAUUGAUGAAGAAAUGGAGAGAGACGAAAAAGUGUUCAUUCUAGGUGAAGAAGUAGCCCAAUACGACGGCGCAUACAAAGUUACCAGAGGUCUUUGGAAGAAGUAUGGGGAUAAGAGGGUAGUAGACACUCCGAUCACAGAGAUUGGCUUUGCAGGUAUCGCAGUCGGAGCUGCCUUUGCUGGUCUGCGGCCUAUCUGUGAAUUCAUGACAUUCAAUUUCGCCAUGCAGGCCAUAGAUCACAUAAUAAACUCGGCGGCCAAGACAUUCUACAUGUCAGCCGGGGCUGUACCCGUUCCGAUAGUGUUCAGGGGACCGAACGGAGCGGCGGCGGGAGUGGCGGCGCAGCACUCGCAAUGCUUCGCAGCUUGGUACAGCAGUGUGCCCGGCCUGAAGGUGCUCAUGCCGUACUCCUCGGAAGACGCCAAAGGUCUGUUGAAGGCUGCUAUCCGAGACCCUGAUCCAGUAGUGUUCCUGGAGGAUGAGAUUGUCUACGGUGUGCCCUUCCCCAUGUCCGAUGAGGCCAUGUCGCCUGAUUUCGUAUUACCCAUUGGUAAAGCGAAGGUGGAGAGAGCCGGAGAUCAUAUCACCAUAGUGUGUGCGGGGAAGGCGACUCACACUGCGUUGGAUGCAGCCAAUGAGCUGGCCGGGAAAGGUAUCGAGUGUGAGGUCAUCAACCUCCGCUCCAUCCGGCCGCUCGACUUCCAGACUAUCGCUCAGUCCAUCGCCAAGACACAUCACCUCAUCACGUUGGAGCAAGGUUGGCCGCAGUCUGGUGUGGGAGCUGAGAUCUGCGCUCGUGUGAUGGAGUCACCGUCGUUCUUCGAGCUGGACGCGCCCGUGUGGCGAGUGACCGGCGCCGACGUGCCAAUGCCAUACACCAGGAGUCUAGAGACGCUCGCUCUGCCGCAGCGCGGGGACGUGGUCGCCGCCGUCGCCGCUGUACUAGGGAACAGAAUCAGCGAGGCGUCGGUGAGUCAGUGAGUCAGGGAAGCGGGACCUCUACCUGUCCGAGGAUAUUGUAAAUACAUAUUUAUGUUUAUAUUUAUUUAUAUAUGAACGAGCGUCUCACAGACUCCUGUCGCUGUCAUGGACAUAGAUAAUUAUUAAUCAUGUACAAUAAAUGUGUAACUCUUUGUA
Danaus plexippus (monarch butterfly) is the source of this 1446-nucleotide messenger RNA. Its product is annotated as pyruvate dehydrogenase E1 component subunit beta, mitochondrial. The record is from RefSeq and is a predicted model, not a curated record. Gene Ontology annotation, molecular function: pyruvate dehydrogenase (acetyl-transferring) activity. Bases 187 to 1290 code for a protein of 367 amino acids. The transcript is spliced from 8 exons. Gene Ontology annotation, biological process: pyruvate decarboxylation to acetyl-CoA. NCBI's taxonomy places the organism in Eukaryota, Metazoa, Arthropoda, Insecta, Lepidoptera, Nymphalidae.